Molecule: messenger RNA, 2164 nt
Organism: Durio zibethinus
Lineage: Eukaryota; Viridiplantae; Streptophyta; Magnoliopsida; Malvales; Malvaceae
Source: RefSeq, a predicted model, not a curated record
AUAAAUGUUGUUUGGCCAAAAGGAAAAAAAGAAAAUUCCAAAUAUUGUGCUUCCAUUACACCGUUUGGUAAUUUCCUGGAGAGAAUAUGGAUUAGGCCCAACUCCAAAGGACAGGGAAAGGGAGGACCCAAAGUCUAAACGAAGUGUCCGCGGCCCAGUAUUCAAACACGCGACCUUUCUUUUUGUUGUUAUCAUUGCUGAAGAAAAUCUGGUUUCCUUCACAUAUAUGAAUUGAUCCGCUUAGAACAUCAGAUUAUAUUAAAAAAAUUAUUGAAUUUGGGUGGAUUGUUUUGGAUCUACAAAAAAUUUGAUUUGAAAUAUACGAAACGAAUAAGCGCGAUGUGUUUGAAGAUAUUUGUGGUGGUGGUGGUGGGUUUGGUUGCAUCAGCUCAGAUUUCUUUGGCAUCCACGGUGCCUGCUUUUCUGUGGUCUCCGGUCUUCUUUAGCAUUGAAUUGAAGAAAUCUUUAAAUUAUCAGAUCAUGUCUCCAAAGGACCUAGCCAACUCUGUUCUCUUUCAAGGCGGCUGGUCCGACUUACUGUGCUCCAGGAGUAAACAUGAACACCUUGUUGAUCUGGCAAUUGUUUUUGUUGGUAGAGAGCCUAUACGAGUUUUAUUGAUUCAUUCUUUCUUGAAGGAGUUGAAGUUGCACUCUUCAGAUGUUGCUGGAAACAAACAUGUAGAGCCUGUGAACUUGCUUAAGGUCUCUUUUACCAGGUCCAAUUUUUCAAUGGCAUUUCCAUAUGUUGCUCCCUCUGAGGAGGAAACAAUGGAGAAUUUGUUGGUUUCAGGUUUUAAGGAAGCUUGUAGGCAUGGUCUGGGAGUCAGUAAUGUUGCAUUUUCAGAAUCAUGCUCUAUAGAGGGUGGAGAUUUCCAGAAGCUUGCUAACUUGAGUUCAAUCCAUGAUCAUCUAAUUUCAAGGAUGGAAAAGAAAACAAAGGGGGAGACUGAUUUGGUUGUCCUAUGCGAUGGAGGUUCUCAUUCUGCAAAAGAGCUUGACCAACCAUACCCUGAGAGUGAGAUUAUGAAUGAAGUCUUGAGUUCUUUGGAGCAGUCUGGGGCAAAAUAUGCUGCUCUUUAUGUUUCCGAUCCUUUUAAGUCCAUCCACUAUCCUGGUUACAGAGAGCUUGAAAGGUUUCUUGCUGAAGGUACUGCAGGAAAUGCUUCAGCCAAUUCCACAGGCUGUGAUGAGGUUUGCAAGAUAAAAUCAUCACUCCUAGAGGGAGUUUUAGUUGGAAUUGUGUUGCUUUUAAUUUUAAUAUCAGGCCUUUGCUGUAUGAUGGGCAUUGACACUCCGAUAAGAUUCGAGGCGCCCCAAGACAAUUGAUUGGAUGUUUGACCUAGCAUCUUUAUGUUGUAUUAAGGCUUCUCUCGUAGGGACCGGUGGUAGGUAAUAGUUGCUAAGUAGUUUCAAUGGCCAGGAAUGUUACCAUGUAAUAUUUAUUUAAUUUCUUAAUUUGUUUUAAUAAUAUUGGUAACAACGGAGAAAGAUGGUAUUUUUUUGGAAGUUUGUUUUGACUUGCUUACUGUGUGAGGAAUUUGGCGAGUGGCUUUCACUUCAUAGGCGCUGUUGACAAUGUAAUUAUUGUGAUCGUAAAGAGAAUAAAAUAUGUGAAAGAGAUGGUCUUAAUCAUUUGUCUGCGGAUUUCUUCGAGGGUACUUAUAUUUUGGCAAUUCAAAUUCCAUUUAUCUCUGUUUAAGCUGAUGCGAAGAAGCAUAUUAUUUCCUAGUUGAUCAAGUACUUGACUCUUUUUGAAUGCAUUAUUCUAUUGUCUUCUGUCGGUGGUUAUAUUGUCCAAUAUUGAAGGUCUUCUGGGUAACAAUGGUUGAUAUUCACUAAGUUUAGGAAUGGCCUUUAACAAUGUUGAAGGUAUUCUGAGUAACUGUAAUUCCUCCACAUAAACCAUGUCAAACUCAUUUUUUUUUCCCCUUUAGUGAAAGUAUCUAAAUGGUUGAUUGGUGAGCAACGGCCUCGAUGAUCUAAAAGCUUUUGGAUUGGAUUGGAUUGAUUGUGGAACUGUUUCUUCUUAUUGCUUAUGGAGAGGCAUAGGUAAUGAAGGAAGUGAUUUUGUAAUCGCGUGUGCAUCUAGCCGUUACUUGAAGAGCUCCGCUUCGCUCUAGUGAUUUCCUUUAUUACAAGGCCUUCAUUUGCCCUGUUUGGCAGC